Aspergillus ibericus CBS 121593 is the source of this 1105-nucleotide messenger RNA. RefSeq lists its product as uncharacterized. The transcript has a single exon. The coding region runs from base 249 to 1028 and encodes 259 amino acids. The record is from RefSeq and is a predicted model, not a curated record. NCBI's taxonomy places the organism in Eukaryota, Fungi, Ascomycota, Eurotiomycetes, Eurotiales, Aspergillaceae.
CGAUGCUUUGAUGGCGGAGCAACCCGGCCAAACAAUGUACUUUCCCUCGCUCCAUCAGACGCCAGAUCCUCACCCCAAACGAGGCAGUCACGGCUCUCAGGCCACCUUCCACGAUGACUGGUGACCACACCUCGGUGCUAUAAAUCCUGGCCAGCAGGCAGCCCUCUCUCUUUUAACCUCCCGCAUCAUUCACAUUCGUUUAUACCAUAGUCACUCGCUCUCUUCACACCACCAUAUCAUACCAUCUCAUGGGUCAAAAGCUAUCUGCAAUACACGGGGUCAAAUCCGAGGACUACCACAAGCCCGGCAAUGCAAUCAACGAGGUCUGGCUUGGAAACGUCGAACUCAUCUCCCGGCUUCCAUUCGCCGAUUCCGACAUGGCACAAGCCGCUUGGCCCAAGGGCCAGUUCCCCAAAAUUCCCUGGCAUAAUUUCAUCAUUCCGUGGAAGAGAGGGACCUCGACAGUGAAACGGGCUUUCGAGUCGAGUGCAGCCGUCACAAGAGAGACGCUCGGCAAUUCGGACAAAGAAGAUCUUGGUGGCGCCCUGUAUGUGUACUUUCUGAUGAUUGUCGUCACCUUGUUAUACAGUUGCGCUUGGGCGACAUUGCAGAUGCCUGUAUAUAUGGAGCAAGAUGAACCGCCAUAUAGGCCGGACGAAAAGCCGCGAUCGGUGGUAAGAAAUCGGUACCGGGCAAAGUUUACAGCGUGCCUGAUUUCGAUCGUCCCGGGUGCAAUUCUCUGGAUGCUGGGACAUUGUCUUCUGAAUCAUUCGCUCGAUUUUGCGGGGGAUAACUUGGGCCGUUUCCCCAGAAGUGUUAUCAACAUAGUGUAUGAUGUGCCGUCAGCGUAUUUCUUUGUUCGUGGAUUGUGGGGGUUGAGGUUCUUCUGGCUCAGAAUGGAAGCCGUCGGUGAGGCCGGUGAUGAUGGCGAAGAUGAGGAUCAAGAUGAGUCAGUCGACGCUGCAGUUGUGGGAAAUCAACUUUCGGGCAACCUCGUCUCCUAUAUGCAGAGGCAGCGCCGUGCCUGAGGCGAUAUCUCGAAGUAGGCAUUGUUAGAUGGACGCGUUUGAGGGACUUUGGAUCAUAGAUAGUUCAAGCUUUGCGC